UAAAAUAAAUUGAUAAAGAUAACGUUUGCAUAUGUUUUUCUUGCACAUCUCUCUUAAUGAAUUAAAGUAAUAGUACAUUAUAUGUAUAACAGUGAUGUAAAGUCGGCCUUUUGUGCACGAAUACGGGAGUGGACACACGAGCCAAAGGCGAGUCAUCCUGAGGAUGACUUGGAGGACAAGUACUAUUUAAAAAAUGUUAAAAUGCUGAAAUCCGCGACUUUACCCACAAAAAGGUGACACGAAAGGAACCAAUUUCGAUACACAUGUAAAAAGAGUUGUAUACUUAAAUCACUUAUAUUUUACUAAUUUUUAAUCAUUAAUCGCACAAAAUCGGAACAUAGAAAUAUUUGCUAAAAUUGGACUAAAUUUACAAGAUUUUCAUAUAUGUAUACUCUUUAGAAAGAGAGUUAACAUUUUUUCAGUGGAGCUUAUCCUAUUCUGAACGUUGCUGAGACGCUUAUGUUGGGCUAGUUUAUUUCUAUCGAGAUUAACUUUACAUUAACUUUAACUCAUCUAACUUACUUUCUAUCUUUUCUUAAUUUUAAGAAUUAAAUAAAAAGAACAAGUUAAAUCGGAAUUAACGUCAAUCUACACAGAAAUGGAUAAAUGUCCUAUUCGAAAUGUAUCUAAUGUCCGCGCACGCAAAUAUCUCGAUGGCGAUCGACUCGAAUUUGUACGCAGCUCGACUCGCCAAAGAGAGCGGUCCUCUCUCGCGUGGAGCCUUUUCCGCGGCUGCAACAGCAGCAGCAGCAGCAGUAUCAUCCCUCGCUGAUCGCUUGCUUGCCCGUGUGUCGCCAAUGAGUUUCAGGCUCCGCCCAGUGCCCGGUUUGGCAGUGGUCGGCAAGGAGGCGAAAUACGCGCAGGACUGAAUUCUACGUCACGCUGGGGGCGUACACCGCGGAGCCGCGGAGACACAACCCCCGGCCGCGAGGGUGGCUCACCCCUCGGGUUUGCGCCGAGAUAGAUCAAAUCACCCGAUUCAGUGCUAUCUUCGAUCUUCGCGCUGUAACAUCGGUAGCGGCGAUCGGCGAGACUCGCGUUGCGCGUUUUUCGCUUUAACUUCGGUGAUUUCACUUACCAUUUGUAGUGAGGAAUUUUUCUGAGAGUCGUUAGCGAAUAAAUCGAAGACGAAACGGCGAACCGCGAAGUUAUGAUGAAUCUUGCCGAUCAGGAGGUGCCUGCCGCGACGACGGAAUUGACGGGCUUACCUGGAAACGGAUUCGGCAGACUGCCCGAGCCCCUUCAGACAGUGGCCGGCGAAUAUUGUGCCCCCGGUAGCUACCCGGUGUCUCAAGCCGCGAGCAAUGAAAAGCUGCACACCGGAAGCGAGCUAUACAUGCCGCAAGGCUACAGGCAAGAAACUUGGUUGCAAGAUGGUAGCAGCUCCGAGACCGAGGACAGCGAGCAAUAUGUUCCCGAGUUUCACCAGAUGUCGAGUGCAAAUGUGAAGCAAGAGUCGAGCAAUUGCACAAGAAACAAUGGCAACGAUGGCAAUUAUUCCCAAUAUCAGUCUACCCUCGUAUCAGUCGCGAACGAUCAAAACAGCGAUUUUCUCGAGAUCAGCUCGAACCGUUGCUUCGGGAAUCGAAAGAUAAACGGGCCGACUAAUAAGAGCACGAAGGAUGUCGCUGUGAAGGAAGAACCAACGGAUCGAAGCUACGUCGAGCCACUUCCCAUAGCGAACAUAUCAUCCGCAACGUCACAGGAGAACGCGAGUAAUCUUAUUUAUCCACAACGCCAACAGUACGGGAACGUAACAAGGGAUCAUCGAGGCUCAUCGCCACCGUCCAGUCGUCCAGCCAGUGCUUCUUCUUCAACUUCCCAAUGGCAGUCGACUUUUUCCGUUUCCUCCGAGACCUUUCUGCAACGACAGGAGAACUGGAAUUCUGAUGCUUACGCAAAGAGAAGCGGUACGCCAACGUGGACAGAACUCGGUACACAGUUGGAUCCCAGGAGCAGCUCAUCCUGGGAUCGGCAGAAUGGCUGUUACCAGAAAAAGAGCUCACCCGUUUCGACUUGGAACCCGGACCAUAAUAAGAGGCCGUCGUCGACGACCGGGGUGUCCGCUUGGAGCGACGUCGCCGUCGGUUAUCAACAGCAGCGACGUGGUUCUCUACAAUUGUGGCAAUUUCUCGUAGCCUUGCUUGAUGAUCCUGCGAAUGCGCCUUGUAUCGCGUGGACCGGACGUGGGAUGGAAUUCAAACUGAUCGAGCCGGAAGAGGUGGCACGAAGAUGGGGCGUUCAGAAGAAUAGACCGGCUAUGAAUUACGACAAGCUAAGUCGUUCGUUGAGAUACUACUACGAGAAAGGCAUAAUGCAGAAGGUCGCCGGCGAACGAUAUGUGUACAAGUUCGUCUGCGAUCCGGAAGCGCUCUUCAACAUGGCGUACGGCACCGGUGCGUCUUCGGGGAUUAGCGGAGAAGUUCCAAGUAGUAUGGUACGGAGCCAUGCGGUACCCGGGAAAGGAGCGGGCGGGAACGAAGUUCCAGAUUUGAUGAAGCAUCCCGCCGCGGGGUACAGCGACGCGGUUUUCGCUAUGUACUCUAAUACCGCAGUGUACGGACCUUCCAGUCUUCAUCAUUUGCAUCAGUAUCUCGGCGGUAACGAGGGUUUUAAAACGCCAUCAAGUAGAUAUCACUCUCCUUAUGCUCAUCAAUAUGGCGGCAGUCAUCAUCAUCCUCAUCAUCAUCAUCAUCAUCAUCCAACUCCGAGCUAUACGGAGACCUUUUUGAACUAUAGUCGACUAUCACAUGAAGCUACUUACGAUACGAAGACGCAGGAACCACCGCCGAGGGACACGUAUACCCAGGAGGUGGAGAAUACCAACAGCAGAGAUCGGGAAUCCGCGUCGUUAUCCUACGACAGCGUACAGAGAUCGCAAUUACCGACUCCGGCCGUACCGUCGCAAACCUCGAUACUGGACGGCGCGACGAGCUCGAAACUCGAACAAGCACCUUACACAUGUUUAGGUGUUGGAAGCUGCGUCUGUUAAAUAAAUGUGAUCGAAUCUGUUGUUUUAUUUGGAAGGAAGGUUUUAUCUCGAGCAUGCUUAACGAUCUUCGAAAGGGAGGAGCGAGGAUCCAAGUCUGGAUACAUACAUAAACUCAUCGAGCUUAAGUUAGAAUAAUAUAACUUUGACUCAACAUUGUUCCCAAUCUGUUCCAUCGAAAGCGAGAAAUGACGAAUAAAGGAAUUAAUGCAGUAGAAAGCAUAAAUGUACAGUACAGCCGGUUUAAACACCGCGCUAUUACAAAACAAGCUUGCAAUCUUGAAAAACGAUAAAUAUUAAUUCGCAGAUAGAAUGGAUUAUCCCUUUCCAUGUGUCCUCGAUGCGCAUGUUAUGCAAGUGUGCGAUAGUGCGUACUGUAUUUCGAACUCUAAAAUGAGUGUGUUUAUAUCGACCUUUUAUUUUUCCUCACUCACUUGGUGGCUGUCCUUUCUUAACGCUCGACGAAGUUUUGCUGACAAAUCUAAUCGAUGACUUAAGCCGUCUCAUCAACGUCAGGCUUACGAUUGAAAAACUACUAGGAAUACUUAACGAGUAGAAGUUACGAGAUUCUUACGAGUGGUCGAUUAGUGCAUAAUUUGAAGCGGUACUGUACUCGGCGCAAUUAACAACAGUGACAUUUUAUUGAAGCAGUCGCCGAAAGAAUUAUUUUACUUCCUUAAAAAGCGGGAUCCAACCAUCCGCUAAACUAAACCGUCACUAACUGACAACCAUUAAUCAACCGCUACCAACAGUCAGCAAACAACGACCUCUAAACAAGGUUUGUUCACAAUUAAUUAAAUGUUCAUAUAAUUUUUUGUUAUUACAAAUUAUUCAUAUGCGCCUGAAUACUUUGGAUUAAAUGAAGCGCUUCCGAGCAUCAAUUGUUAAAAAAUAAUUUUUUCAAUGUCAUUAAAUUUAGGGAAUUUUUUCGCAUUUUGUCUUGUUAAUUAAUAAGAAAUUGAUAAUUGAAUUUAUCAAAAUGUCAUUGCUUUUUUUGCGACGCUGAUAGGUUCUCUGUUGCGUUAACUUCGUGAGAGGUUAUUAUCGUGGAGUUAUCAAAUAAUUUGUAUAGAUAAUUUCUAUAUAAUUAUCAUUGCAACUUAUUUUUUAAAAGUAAAUAAAACGCUAAAUAGCGCGCGCGAAUCGCGUGUCUGUGGUGUUUAA
This is a messenger RNA of Monomorium pharaonis (pharaoh ant), 4153 nucleotides long. It is a transcript of the gene Ets96B, whose product is annotated as ETS translocation variant 1. Lineage: Eukaryota; Metazoa; Arthropoda; Insecta; Hymenoptera; Formicidae. The record is from RefSeq and is a predicted model, not a curated record. Bases 1151 to 2992 code for a protein of 613 amino acids. The transcript is spliced from 11 exons. Gene Ontology annotation, biological process: cell differentiation; regulation of transcription by RNA polymerase II. Gene Ontology annotation, molecular function: sequence-specific DNA binding; DNA-binding transcription factor activity, RNA polymerase II-specific. Gene Ontology annotation, cellular component: nucleus.